This is a messenger RNA of Striga asiatica, 1706 nucleotides long. NCBI's taxonomy places the organism in Eukaryota, Viridiplantae, Streptophyta, Magnoliopsida, Lamiales, Orobanchaceae. The record is from the annotation of a GenBank genome assembly.
GAAAAAUGGGAUAAAAAUGACACAGACAGCGGACAGAUUUGGGUAACACACUGACGAAAACAAGCAAAACAUCAACCUCUUUUUUAAUUCACAUGUUAUAGAGUAGAGAGGACCUUCCAUUUUUUUUUUUUUUAACAUAAACUAUUGCUUCAAAUUCCGUCAACAAUCCCAUUUCACCCUAUAUUUUUCCGUCACUCUUAUUUUUCACGCAAAGCAAUUGUUUCUGUACACUCAUUAGAUUUUCUUUCCUUCAAAACUGCACAGCUUGCAGUGGCCGCAGACGACCCAGCCAUGGCCGACAACAUCAAUCACAGAAAGGCUAGAAACCCUCCGCCGCCGAGAAACCUCGAAGCAGAUCUGAAUUCCAUGGUUUCCAAGAAGAAGAACUUCACAUCGGCAACGUUCAGGGGCCUCGGCUGCGCCGCCUCCUCCCAUGUCUCUGUACCUGCGGCUAUAAGAACCUCCGCCACUUGGGAGCCCAAGAGAAAAUCGAGAACGAAAAGGCUUAGCACUAGGAAAAUCAACGAUAAGCUACCUGUUGAUGGCAAUAACCCAACUUCACAGUCUUCCCUUUCUUUGGCGUGCUCGUCCUCGUCUGAUGUUUGGUGCGGCCCAGCCGCGCUCAAUGAUGUCGAUUGUGUCGUCUCAACUAGGCCUUCCAGGCCCAAGCUUAACAGGAUUCUUCUUGCUCAGAGGGAGUUAUACACUAGCUUCAAUCCGUUUAUCUGUCAGGGUUCAUACACCGUGAGGAGAAUGGUGAUUCCUGAAGACAACCCUUUUGUUGAAACUGAUGCUGGUUUGGGACUGGCUCGCAUUCGUACUGAUGUCACAGGUUCUAGAUAUCGUCGCCAUGUCAGCAGGCAUGGUCUCCGUGAAGGACUUGAUGAGAUUGUAAUGCUCCAAAGCAACAUGCUGAUGGGAGGGAGACCAAACAGGCUCGAUAGAUACAGUGAUCUGAGGCUUGAUGUUGACAACAUGUCGUACGAGGUAAAAUCCAAGUGGUUGAACGAUUUUGCUAUAUCCGGUGUUUGCAUUGAAAUCUUUGACAGACACUUUACUUUAAUCAAUAAACAGGAAUUGCUGGAACUUGGUGACCAAAUUGGAUAUGUGAGCACUGGACUGAGAGAGGAUGAGAUAACUCAUUGUCUGAGGAGGAUUAAACUCGCAUCAUUUGAGAAUUUGUCGACACAUUUUACGUCUGAAAGUGAGAGGAAAUGCAGUAUAUGCCAGGAGGAAUAUGAAGAAAAUGAUGAGGCAGGGACUCUGAACUGUGGACACUCAUUUCAUGUGUGUUGCAUAAAGCAGUGGCUUGAGCAGAAAAACACUUGCCCUAUCUGUAAAACAGCAGCCUCAUCCCAAACAUAAAGCUGAAUAGGUUGGGUGGCUCAUAAAAUGUUACUCACGUUUUUAUGUAUAUUUCUGUACAGAUUUCUGCAUCUUUGAAAGAGAAAUCAUUCUUUGAUGUGACGAUUUGGUUUGUAACGGCUUGAAAACGUGCCAGUUUUCGUUAGCAACUCUGAUUUUGAUUGGUUUGUGAAAAUAAAAAAUAUUCUGGCGAGCACUCGCGUCAAAGAUCUGCUCGGGCUUGAGUUUGACCGAGCUCGAGCCAAUCUCGAGCAACUCGAGUCCACAAUUGAGCUGGGCUCGAGGCUGUUUUUUGUAGAGUCGAGCACUUGUUGAGCCGCUCGAUAUAUAUUAGAAUUACC